CGUUCGGAUUACCUUUUGGCAACCCAAAACUCACAACUCGGCAUGUCUUCAUCAACUACCAAACAGCCGAAACAUAGGGUAUCGAUUCCCGCCAAAUCUGCCUUGAAAAGCGGCCCCUCGAAGAGCCAGAGCAAGCGACCCGCAGGAGACGAAGAUGACGAACCAGUGAUCAUCAAGAAGCGAACAGCACCGUCUUCGAAAAAGGCCUCAAGGAACAACGAGAAGGACGAUGAGGAGGAAGGUCUGAGUGAUCUGUCGGACGGAGCCGACGGAGAGGACGAGUUCGAUGUUAACGGGAUGGAGGUGGACGAGGAAGAGGGCAGUAGUGAUGAGGAGGGUGAUAUCAGUACGGACGAGGAGAUCGAGGGCAUGAAGGCGGACCGCAAGAAGUCGAAGAAGAACACCAAAAAGCGAAAGGCAGCUACCACCUCGGAUGUCUUCGCUUCGACGCUGACAUCGCUGUUGGAGGAGCCCGCCACUAAACGACCCAAGACGGAUUCAUCAGCCCCUCCCAAACCUGUCAAGACUGAAGUCAAUCCGAUCCUCGCUCUCUCCGCCGCCUCUGCACUCCCCCCAACGACCAAGCAGAUCAAAAUCGAACGACUAGCCAAACGACAACUCAAGCAGGAAAAGAUCGAGCGGAAAGAUCGAGCGCGGGUCAAGGAUGUCUUGGAAGGGUGGGGACCGAGGGCGAUCGUCGUAGUAAAUCACGACAAGAAGGCAGAAGUCAAGGACGAGGGCAAAAAGGCGGGUCAAAAGGGCAAGGGGAAAGGGAAGGGCAAUAACAGUCUGGUGCAAGAAGGUGUCGAGGUGAUGGCUCCCGGUGGCCAGGAAUGGGAGCGAGGUCUCCGAAAGGUUGCUCAACGAGGAGUUAUCAAGCUGUUCAACGCCAUCGUCGUCGCCUCAAGUAACCACACAGCACCCCUGGCCAAGGACAAGAUUGACGCGGCGCACAACGACAAGAAGUCGAAGAAGUCCGACAAGGACAACAUCCUGGGACGUGGAGGCAAGAAGGACGAUGUCUUGACCAAGGAAGGGUUCUUGGGCAUGCUGAAGAACGCAUGACCUUACGGAUUAGAGCCACUCGGAGUCAUCUUGUAUAGUGAGACUUGGAUGAUGUUGUGACACUAUCGAUUAGCCACGUUGAAUCGGAUUAUCCGAGUUCGUUCAGUCAGUAAGCCCACUGGCUGCGAAGAACGACGACAUGUUACCGCGGCGUCAAUAGGGGAAGAUGGGGCGCGGGAUCGGAGGAUUGGUCCGGCUGAAUUCAUCGAAGACUGUCGUAAUAUCGAUACAAAUGCGUGU
Messenger RNA from Filobasidium floriforme, 1305 nucleotides. RefSeq lists its product as uncharacterized. Lineage: Eukaryota; Fungi; Basidiomycota; Tremellomycetes; Filobasidiales; Filobasidiaceae. The record is from RefSeq and is a predicted model, not a curated record. Bases 43 to 1065 code for a protein of 340 amino acids. The transcript is spliced from 3 exons. Gene Ontology annotation, cellular component: preribosome, large subunit precursor. Gene Ontology annotation, biological process: maturation of 5.8S rRNA; maturation of LSU-rRNA.